AAAGAAAAGAACACAUACAUAAACUUUUAUGAGGCAGGUGCAACUUGCAAGUGGAGCCCUCUCCAUAGAAACAGCUAAAACUACAAGGAACCUUGGCUCGUUAACACAUCGAUCGUGGCAUAAUAAUGGUCGAUGGUCAUUUCAGUGUUUGUAUAUAUAACAACUUGGUAACGGUACGUCUCAAAUUUGACAUGCAUCUCUCUCUUACUGUAUUUAUUAGAGAUUGGAUAAGAUCAUCCAAAUCCCAGCUGCAAUACUCAUGGUUAAAUCCGUGUCCGAGAAACACUGUAAUCUGGCAAACAAUUUCGAUCAGGUCUAUUCACUUGUCCCACCCCCCCACUAAAACAGUACACUCCAGUUGUUGCUAUGUCGAUAUUUAUUUAGAUUUUGCAUGAGCUGUAUUCCCAAAUAAAUUACAAAGUAUCAGAUUGUUCUUUUCUAUAACCUUUCUUUUCCCUCGAAAGUUUUCUCCUUCAACCUAUAAUGGCAACAUCUCAAGAAUCUUCAGUUCUUGAACUUAUUAGCCAGUAUCUUCUUGGAGACUUCCCUUCUGCUGAUAUCUUCUUUUGCAAUCUUGAUUCCACUCUUGCUCAUCCUAAUCUCCGACCUGUCAAGCUCGAAAGUGACAACUGUCCAGCAUCAAGCCCCGAACCAAAAUCCCCUGUAUCUGACUUGAUUCAGUAUGCACAUGACGCGAAACCUGAAGUCGUCGAGCCAACACCUCCACAACCUUUAGGUUUGGCUUCGCGGCCGAUUAAUCGGCAGUCUCCACCGCCAGACUCCAACGCGAGGGAUGAUGAAGAAGAGAAGAGGCAUUACCGAGGGGUGAGAAGAAGACCGUGGGGAAAGUUCGCGGCUGAGAUUCGCGAUCCAAACCGAAAGGGAAGUAGGGUUUGGUUAGGAACUUUCGAUAGAGAUGUUGAUGCUGCUAAAGCUUAUGAUUGUGCUGCAUUCAGAAUGAGGGGUAGGAAGGCUAUCUUGAAUUUUCCUUUGGAGGCUGGACUGGCUGAUCCGCCCAAGAACACCGGCCGUAAGAGGAGGAGAGUGAAGAGAGCGGACGUGGAAGAGAUGCCGGAAUCUGGUGAGGAAUCGCCGGAGAUAUGGAGUCCGGGAGAGGAGGGAGUUUCUUAUGGGGAUGAACUAUGUCAUUUAUCCACAAAACCAGCUUUGCUUACUUGCUAGUAGAUGAUUGCUUGAGAAUUUAGUAAUGGCCCCACAAUCAAACGACAUUACCACCUUCUAUGUGUUUUAGUGCCAAGAAAACUUGUGUCCAUAAUAAAUUCUAGAAAAGAAAAAUUCUGUGUCUAAUGUACAGUAAUACUCCAUUUAUGGAUCAAAGAAGAGUUUAAUGUUUA
This is a messenger RNA of Ricinus communis (castor bean), 1355 nucleotides long. Its product is annotated as ethylene-responsive transcription factor ERF106. Gene Ontology annotation, molecular function: DNA-binding transcription factor activity; DNA binding. Gene Ontology annotation, biological process: ethylene-activated signaling pathway; regulation of DNA-templated transcription. The record is from RefSeq and is a predicted model, not a curated record. The transcript has a single exon. The coding region runs from base 484 to 1182 and encodes 232 amino acids. Lineage: Eukaryota; Viridiplantae; Streptophyta; Magnoliopsida; Malpighiales; Euphorbiaceae.